This is a messenger RNA of Ceratina calcarata, 1368 nucleotides long. RefSeq names its product rhomboid family intramembrane serine protease rho-7 (gene rho-7). The transcript has 9 exons. The record is from RefSeq and is a predicted model, not a curated record. Gene Ontology annotation, cellular component: membrane. NCBI's taxonomy places the organism in Eukaryota, Metazoa, Arthropoda, Insecta, Hymenoptera, Apidae. Bases 221 to 1231 code for a protein of 336 amino acids. Gene Ontology annotation, molecular function: serine-type endopeptidase activity.
CAUAUAUCUACUCUGAUAUUUCUUAUACGUUACGUUUAAUACUUAUUUAAUAGUUGUUGCAUAUUAAGUCAUGUUUAAGCAAUAAACGAUAAUCAAGUUCUGAUCAGCUGUAGCUAGGUGAUAGAAGUUUGACAUGUAUACCAUCGUCGUCAGAUGCUUCAUAAAAUUAACGUGCAGCUGGUGAUAUUUUCCUCCUGGUUUCCAAUAGAUCGCCUAUAAAAUGGCUUUCAAAUCUUUCUUACGUUUAGGUGAUAAUGUGUAUAAAUGUGUUUUUACCACUGUACAGUUCAAGCCUAAAUUGUAUGCUAUCGACGGACACAAACAGAUUAGGAAUUUUAAUAAACUUAGAGGCAGAACAAAGUUAACAAAGUCGUCCUUUCCAAAUGGCUUCUUUAAGAAACAGCCAGACAAUAGUUCUCCUAAUGUAUGGAAACCAUUUGCCUUCACCGUCAUGUUUAGUGGAACGACGUUUAUUGCCGCUGCCAUUUGGGAGUAUGAGCGUAUCAGAGAAAGAACCUAUAGGAUGAUCAGAAAUUACAAGCAAUGGGGAAUACAUAAAACAGGAUGGAGACGUAAUAUGGAAGACUGGUGGAGCAAUUUAUCAGAGGGGGAAAAACUGUUUAUCCCCAUAUGUUUCUUAAACGUACUGGUAUUCUUGUCGUGGCACGUACCUGUGCUUCGACCGACGAUGUAUCGUUAUUUUUGUAGCAGUCCGGCAGCGGGUGGUUGUUGGUCGAUGCUGUUGCUGACAUUUUCUCAUUAUUCUCUUCCUCAUUUAAUCGUGAACAUGUACGUGUUAUACAAUUUCUGUACCAUCGGCGUGAAAAUAUUAGGCAGAGAACAGUUUCUGGCUCUUUAUUUGACCAGCGGGGUGGUGUCUAGUUUCUCGAGUCAUUUAUAUAAAACCGUGAUCGGAGUGAAAGAGCCCUCCUUGGGAGCCUCGGGAGCAAUAAUGGGCAUCCUCGGAUUCAUAUGUACCCAAUUUCCGAACAUGUAUCUGUCCAUCGUCUUUCUUCCUAUGUUAAAAUUUACCGCCAGCACGGCGAUUAAAGCUAUGAUGGGGCUCGAUACUGUGGGUUGCCUUUUGCGUUGGCAACGUCUCGACCAUGCAGCUCAUUUAGGCGGAGCGUUAUUCGGGAUAUUUUGGCAAAUGUGGGGUAAUGCUAAUAUAUGGCAAAAACGUGAACCAGUAUUAGUGUUUUGGCACCAACUACGAGAACCACCUAAGUAGCAUUGACAUUUCUCUUUAUUAUCAAAUUAAAUAUUAAUAUUAAUAUAUGCCACAUUUUUAAUUUUACGAAGAAAAUGUAAAAACUGUAAAAGUUAUAACAAGUGAAUCUACAAGGAAGUAAACUUUCUGUUUUCUAA